Molecule: messenger RNA, 3385 nt
Organism: Pseudogymnoascus verrucosus
Lineage: Eukaryota; Fungi; Ascomycota; Leotiomycetes; Thelebolales; Thelebolaceae
Exons: 3
Coding region: 75-2984 (969 amino acids)
Source: RefSeq, a predicted model, not a curated record
AUAUUCGCUUUGAUCAGUCCUAAUUGAUAUUAAGCACAGUUCAAUACAGACUACACUUGCUUGAUACUCACAAUAUGGCUGGGAGUACUAUUUCAGGCGAACCUGGCAGCUCGCCCCAGUCGUCAAAGACUCCAGGAACAACAAACAGCAACACAAAAUCAGUCCAGGAUGCAGAAGAAGAGGCAAUGGAGAGGCGAAAAAAGGCAGCUGCAAAAGCUCUCGCUGAACAGUCCCGGUUGAGAGCAAAAUCUUCACAGAAAUCGACCUCUUUGGCGAAGAAUUCGAAGCUUCCUGAAGACAGCCUAGAGCCUCGAAAUAUCAGCCCCACCAAAUCUCCUCGCACAUCCCUCAGUGGAUUCGAUGCAGUACCUACAAGACCUGUCGAUUUGCACGCCGCUCCCAGUUCGACUUCACAGCCGAGUAUACUGCCUACAGCCUGCCAGGGCGAUAGAGCCUUACUCGAAGGGACCAGCUCCACCAACAAUUCUUCACAAGCAACACAUACAGACCCUACAACAAACAGUGCAGAGUCUACUGUAACCGUAGCUACACCUGCACCUGAGCCGCAAGCAACAGAUGUGCCUCCAAAGAAACUGUCGCCAAAUAACUAUGCAAAGAGAGAUGCUCGAUUCGAAGUUCAGGUUCUGUCAACGAAAGACGAAACGAUAAAACGCGAUGAUCCCAGCUACACGUCAAAGCAGAUGUUUCUUGAAUGGGAUGGCAUCGAUCGGGAAGCUUUAAAGGUUGUCAAUGGCGACAGAGAGUGUAUUUUGGUCGAAUUCAGCACUAUUCGGAGGAUUUCGUACAACCCUAUCGGCCAACGCCUUCAGCUCAUAUUCAACUCCACAGCACAAGAUGAGGCGCAGACAGUUGUCAUAGCUAUGAAUGCCCUUCCACGUGAAGAAUGGGUACAACUUCAGCAACUAUUCCGACAGGUGGAGAGAAAGUGGCGUGUUAGAUGUGAUCAGGAAGAGAUGAGCUUCUUCGAUGAUGCAAUAAAAUCUAUGAGAAAGAAGCCAUACAGGAAGAUGGAAACUCCUUACGUCGACAGAUCAAAUGCUUCUGGACAGAAAAUUGCAGAAAAGCUCACACAAGCACCCCGACGGCAGUCAGUUCCCAAAGCAUCCCGAAGGCAGUCAGUUGGACCAACCCUUAGCACCGCUGCCAAAAUAGCCAAGACUCCAAAAAAUAGAGUUGAGCGGCCAAAAGCGCACUUAUCAGUUGAAGUGAAAAACAUCAUGGCCGCCAAGGUUAUUGAUCAGCCGCUCCAGAUACCCCGUUUGUCGACGCCCUCAAAGCCUCCUUCUGUCACAAGCAGUCUUUUAUCCAGAACAAGCCAGUGUCCUCUAAAAGAAGGAGCCGAAUCCCCAAGAAACAUCUCUAGAGAUUACGGCAACAGAGACUCACCAACAAAACACGGUACUGGGACCCAAAAUAGAAGCCAAGUUCCACAGUCAUCGGCAAUUCUCAAGCGGGAUAUUAGCCCCCAUGGCCUUUCCAGUCUGUUUGGUUCCGACGACAGCGAGCAUGAUUUUUCAGGUUUUGAGCAGCCUGACAGGACUCCUUCGCAGCGAUUCAAGGAUCGGAUGAACGAAGCCAAAAAGAUUUCUAGCAGGCAACCAAAUGAGAGUCCAAAAAUUAGCCCUGGCCUCUUUGCUCAAUCGCCUGCUUCUACUCUGCGUGAUGGGAGCACUCAGGAGCCAGAGAAGCCAGAACAUGGAUUCGAAGCGUUCAUGGACAGUAUUCAACGUUCUAACCAAAUUGAGAAUGUCUUGAUCUCAUCGUCUCCGAAUAUAAGGCACAAAAGGAAUAGGUCGCCAUCGUCACCAAAACUACCACAGCUAUUGAAUUCACCGCCUGUCAAGCUAGUAGCCAAGGGCCUGCAAAACGCCGACAGCAUGGCAGAGUCCGAUCGCCCCCCAAAGAAACUCAAGGAGUCACAUGUGGCGUCAGAAAAUGAAACACGUUUUUAUUACCAGUGCAAAUCAGGUCAGGAUUUCCUUCUUCCAGUUGCUGUUGAUGAUACAGUUAUUCGUCUCCGAACGAAGAAAGAGAUGGAGGAAUCUGGAAAACAGUCAAAAUACGACGUUUUCGAUGGGCCUUGGAGGGUCCUUGGCAUCUCAGAAACAUCAUUCCCUCUCAGCCCUGACUUCUUUGAUCUUGAGGAGGAGGAUUCUGAUUCUACAGUAUCUCGACAAGCUAAGUGGGACAAAAUGCUGACUACUCAGAUAAAACUGAACUUCCCAGAGGGAUCUGAGGCAAAUCAAUGGGUGGAGCUCUCAAGGCUUCUUCCAGCCAUUGAUCCAAGUUAUAUAGUGACUGGAACGCCCAUUCCAUCAAGUUUGGAAGUGUCCACACAUGCGAGCUACCUUGGUCUUGUUGACAGACUCCGCAUCCAACCUUUGGCGCCAGGCUCCCACAAUUCGUUUGUGAAGAAGGUCUCAAGCGCAACAGUUGGCGAACUGCAUGUUGUGGAAAUCCGCAAAGGUAAAUUUGCUGUAUUUGUGGACAUCGAUCACAAAGCUAUAGGUGAUUCAUAUGAGGUUGCUAAGAUCCGGCAGAAGCGCCUUAGAUUAUACACCAAGGCUGAAGCCAAGCAAAUAGAGGCUACGCAAUACGAUGAUGACAAGUGGGUAAAGAGGCUUUUGAUGCAACAUGGCGAUAUUGCGCGAAACAAGAUCAUCGUUGACGAGUAUUUGUGCAGUUGGGCUGGGUGGGCCGUGGAAGAUCAGACUUGGGUUCCGAGGGGAAAUUUCGGCAAUGAUGAGCUCUUAAGACUCUUCGACGAUCAGAACGAUCCAUUCAGAGAUAUUCCUGGCGAUAUUGUCUUUCCUGUCGAAAACCUUGUCCACGAAGAUGAUUUAAAAAAGGCUCGAGCCUCACUGAGGAAGACUAAACCGCCUGGGAGUAGUUGUCAGUCAUCCAGGGCCAGCGCUCGAAGAACGAUUACGAAGCGUGGCACGGCAAGGCGAAGCACGAGAUGAAAUGCAACAUUUAUUACAGUCAUGAUCUGGUUAUCGGGCGCAAAAUCAGGAAGCAAAAUGCAGUGUUGGCUAUGAGUUGCUGGAUUCGAGCGAAGGCUUCCUAGGCACCCACCCGCGACGGCGUUCGCAAGGUCUCGUAAAGCAGUAGCUAUGAGGCGGAAAUUAUGACAGCUUGGAAGAUACAGUUUAAGAGAUAUUCUGAUCAGCUCAUAGAAUGGUAUCUGGUAGUGGUUUUUUUUACUAUGGGGAGCUGAUACCCGUUUGUUAGUUAUAUUGAGCAUUGCAAUUACACUGGGCCGUUUCUGAAAUCCACCGACGAAUUCUUCUUUAUUGGGAUCACGAACUGAGUAUUAGGUCAAAAGAAUACUCGGAGACCUAGUUCUUCAAAUCAUAAUUUCUCG